GAGCUUCACAGUAGCAGUGUGCGCUGCACUGGAGAGGAGGGGUGACCGGGAGCUGUCUACUGUACGCUACAGUAAUGAGAUUAUUCAACUCCUAAAGCUUCGUAUAUAUAGUAGUCGCUGCGUUAUUUCUCUCACACCUCACCGCAUGCGCCCGCGUGCUCGCCCCUUCAGCUCGACCCCCGCCAGGAAAAGCGCCCCUUUUAAUGACAUUAUUUUUUUGGAAAGAAACUGCUCAUUGGAACCUCCGUCACUCUUUGCGCACAUGACUUUUCUGAUGGAAGAGAGAACGACGGAGGUUACAUUUGUUGCUGUUUGCUACUUUGGGGGCUCAAAAACUUUUACUCCCCGUGGCUGAGCGAAACACACCCCGCCGAACCAUGGAGAACCAAACCGAAUCGCAGAGCAGCACCGAGGACGUCCGUAAGAGCGGCUAUCUGCGCAAGCAGAAAUCAAUGCACCGGCGGUACUUCGUGUUACGGACGGCCUCGGAGCGCGGCCCGGCUCGACUGGAAUACUACGAAAGUGAGAAGAAAUUUCGAGGUAAAACGCCCGUGCCCAAAAAGGCAUUGGCGCUGGAGACGUGCUUCAACAUCAACAAACGAGCCGACUCCAAGAAUAAACACAUGAUCGUGCUUUACACACGGGCUGAGAGCUUCGUCGUGGCGGCGGAGAAUGAGACGGACCAGGAGGAAUGGUACCAAGCCAUGGUGGAACUUCAAUGCAAGAGUAAAGCACUAUGUGACAGUGUGAAUGGGGGAGACUAUGGAGUACCAUCUCCUGGUCCUGCUUUUAAGGAGGUCUGGCAGGUGAAGGUUUGGCCGAAAGGUCUGGGGCAAGCCAAGAACUUGGUUGGCAUCUACCGGCUAUGCCUGACUGAAAAGACAGUCAACUUUGUUAAGCUAAACUCUGAUGCAGCUGCUGUUGUGCUCCAGCUAAUGAAUGUGAGACGUUGUGGUCACUCUGAAAACUUCUUCUUUGUGGAGGUGGGCCGCUCUGCAGUAACUGGCCCUGGAGAGUUUUGGAUGCAAGUGGAAGAUUCUGUGGUGGCACAAAAUAUGCAUGAGACUUUGCUGGAAGCCAUGAAGGCCCUGAGUGAGGAAUUCCGCCAGCGCAGCAAGUCACAGUCAACUGCUGCAGGAGGUGGUGCCACUGCGUCAAAUCCUAUCAGUGUUCCAUCUCGACGGCAUCACUCCAACCCUCCACCCAGCCAGUUUGGAUUCACAAGACGUCCACGAACUGAGCCACCGGGUAGUACAGGAGGAGGCGGAAAUAGCAAUGGCACCUCUCCAACUUCUCGGCACAGCUUUCCCCAAACUCGAGCAUCCAGUGAUGGUGGAAAAGUUGAAGAUGGAGGUGAUGCAGCAACAGGAGGGACUGCAUCCUGCUCAAGUCCCACCACCAAUGGGUCAUGUUCAAAUACCCCUAUAUUGAGAUCAACAUCUGUUUGUGCUCCAACCCCAGUCAAGGCACAACAUGCUCUAAUGAGAUCCACCUCAACUCCAGCUUCUUCAGCUGCACCAGUCCUGCCUUCCAGCUCAGGUUCUGGAUCAGAUUUUUGUGGGAUUGGAAAUAGUAGUGGGGGUGGAAAUGGCAGUGUGUACAGUCGAAUACCCCUCGGGCAUCCCUCUGUCUCGGGCUCAUUCAGCGACUAUGGAUCCUCAGAUGAAUAUGGCUCUAGCCCUGGUGAGCACUCUUUGCUUACCCCAACAAUGCAGACAGGGUCUGCAGGUAGCUCAGGUGGGCAUUCCCUUGGGGAAGACGCAUCCAACUACAUCCUUAUGGGUCAAAGAGGGGCAUCCAAACCCCAGCCAACACAAAAUACAUUACCACAGACCAGGAGGGUUCUGAGACGAUCUUCUAGCAGACAGUGUGAAGCGGAGCGCAGGCUAAUGAGCAAACGGGCCUCCCUCCCACCCAUGGCUUUAGAGAGAUUUGCACCACUUCAUCGUGCUGGAGAGGGACCAGUGGAAAAGGAUGACUAUGCAGUUAUGACUUGCACCACCAGCCAAGAAUCUUUUGGUUCAAGGCAGGAUUCUGGAACAUCAGCAAGUGGAACAGGGUACCUAGAAGUAGCUGCUGAGCUCAAAGGUGAUGCUGGAAGCAGUGGAACAUGUGGCCCUGCUGUCAUUGGAGGAAGUAAUGGCACUGUGGAUAAUGGAUAUAUGUCCAUGUUGCCAGGAGUGACAGCUCUUCCAGUAUCCCUUUCUCACUCCCUCUCAGUAGCAGUGUCAGAUCCAGACUCAAAGCCUGCGGAUGACUAUAUGGCAAUGACCCCCAAUAACAGCAUUUCACCCCCCCAGCAGAUCCAUCCACCACCUUCUGGCAUAGAUGGUUACAUGAUGAUGUCUCCCAAUAGUAGCUGUUCACCAGACCAACGAGGGGUGCCUACCUCCUGGGUUGGCAGUAGCAGUGCUGACAGCCGGACUGGCAGUGACUAUAUGAAUAUGUCACCUAUUAGUGCCCGUUCUGCCAAUAGUACCCCACCACCACAGGAGACCCUCACACCAUCUGACCCUUAUCCUCAGCAGCCUCAACCCAAGAUGGUAUAUUCUUACUAUUCUCUACCACGCUCCUACAAACAUAGUACUUCAACACAUUUUGAGGAAGUGCCAGGAAGAGGAAAGCAUCUGGUUAAUGGUGGUAGAGGUCUGGGUGGAGGUAGGGGGUUUAGUAUUAGCAAGUCCAAGCAUCAGGAAGCCCCUAUUGGCCGACAUCUUUCCCUUUCAUCCAUCUCAUACUCCUCUAGCUCAGCCAGCAAUGAAAACCUGGGUGAAAGCGAAGAAAAGACUAUCAAAGUAACAGGAGGAGCAGCAGAAGCUAUUGCGAAGGAUAUUGAACAACUGCCCUUGCAGCAAAGACAAGGGUCUAGGGGGGUAAAGCAAGGUCACCCUGGCCAAAGGAACCGACCUCUUAGCCUGUUUGUGGACAUCUCAAAAGCCAGCACUCUACCAAGGGUCCGAGAGACACCCCUUGCUCCUGAACCUAAAAGUCCUGGGGAGUAUGUAAGCAUUGAGUUUAAGGGUGAGAGGAACAUUAAGGUAGGAGACAAUGGUAUCAGAGGAUUUCAGCAAGAUGCCUCCCUUCCACCCAGUGCCCACCGUCCCUCACCUAGGCCAACUUCUUGUGUUGAUGGGUUCUUAACCCUCUCCCAUAACUCCUCUACUCCAAUCCCCCCAUCAGCUGCAUCUGAGUAUGUUAACAUGGAGCUGGGAGCCUCACCUUCCCCCUCUCCCAUUUCACUAACAGCACUGGGGUUUUCCCCAUUCCCCACCCCUCCUCUUACACCUGCAGCAGCCCUUAAAGCUUGUGAUGAUCAUAGGUCAACACCCCUAAAUGAGGACAAGGCAGAGGUUGAGAUCGGACAUAAAAAAAACAGGCAGGUGUCAGUACAACUGUCUGAAAACUCACCCACAUCAUGUGGUGACUACACAAAGAUGGCUUUUAGCCUGAACUCAGACAACACUUCAAGUUCUACAUCACCCAAAGCCUCAGUGCAAGACCAGCCAGAGUCAGUAGUUCCAGCUCUAGCUUUGGGACUGGGGUUAGACUUUCCUAUCACCAAGGUCCUAAAUCCAGACCAUGGAGCUAGGGUAAUCCGAGCAGAUCCUCAAGGUCGUCGACGCCACUGUUCUGAAACAUUUCAGGCCCCUUCCUCACUGCCACCUUGCCCCUCAACAUUAUCUUCCUCUGCAUUCCCUGAACACACCCAAACUGUUGCCCGUCGAAUUGGUUUUGAUGGUAUGCUAUGGGGGAACGGUGGCUCAGCUGACAUCUCAUCUCAGUACAUCAACCCUGGGCUACCCAACUUAUCUACUUCACAGACAUCCUCCAUCGAGCAGGGCCUUAAUUACAUAGACUUGGACCUGGCUAACAAGGAGAGUCCCCAUGCUGCCACAGAAGGGCAAGCAGCAGUCCACACACCUGCUGCCCGCCUCUUUUCCUCUGUGCUAGGUGGAGGAGCUGCAGGGGGUUCUGUUGGAACUGGCAGUUCAGUCAGUAGUACUUCAAGUCUGAACAUGUAUGCUAGCAUUGACUUCUACAAGUCAGAAGAGCUAAGGUCACACCAAGGCAGCAGCAGCAGUAAAGAUGGUACAGGUCAACUAGUGCCAUGGAGGAGCAACAGUUCGAAGAGAAUCUUGCUGAGCAAAAUGUUAAUGCGUGUUCCUGCUACAGUGAAAUUCUGGGAAUGCUGGAGCUCUUCAGUGCACCUGAGUGUGCCUGCCGGAACAGAAAAGAGAGAGGUGUGUGCGGACAAAGCCCAAAAAACCUUGCAAGCACUUUUGAAAAACUAUUCUGAAAAGUUUUGUUGCUGCAACCAGUGGGAAACUAUGUGCCAAAAGAGAAAAGCAACAACUGCCUUUGCUGUCCAGACUGUCUACAGACAAGCACAAUAUGCAAUCACAGAGGAGAAUGAAGACUGACUGUCAACCCGGAGCCAAUAACAAUAACCCUUGAUCUUCAACACUAACUUGAACAGUUUGUGUCUUAUGUUCAAAAAAGUAUUAAAUCAUUGGAUGAUUCAUAAUGUUGAACAUAUUAUGUACAGUAUAUACACAAAAAAAGUGCCUCUUGUUUUUGAUUGUUGCUUUUUGAAUAUAGACUUUCGUUUUUCAGGCACUGACUGAUGUGCUUGAGGAAAAAAAGGUUUUCUUUCUGUUGCGUUAUGUAAAACAGAACUGAUAAAAAAGGUAAAAAUCAACAAGAAAAGAUGGUCUUUGGGAGUGCUCUAGACCAUGUCUUUUUGUGACUGAAUCAAGGCUGUGAGGGCUGGACUUACAGUCAAUUCAGUGAGUCGUACUAACUAAAUGUUAUAGAUCACAUCUUAUGGCAACCGAUGUUUUUGUGAGGGUUUUUUUACCUCUGGAUUUUUUGAAAUAACCAGAUUUAAAAUACAAAUACAUUUUGUUGGAUUUUUUUAGCUGAACAAUUGACACCAAACACUACAACCCAGUAGAAAGACUAAGUCUAUCCCUCACAGCAUUAUUUUAAUGUAUGAGAAUUUAUAUAUGGCAUCUCUUAGUAAGAUAUCAACAGUAUGGAUGGUGCUGUUUUGGGCGAUAAUUAUGAUGAUGAAGAUGAAGUAAUUAUGAAACUCACAUGGUGUUCAUCAUUGUGUUAAGCUAACCUUGCCUCCCAGCUUUAUUGAUUCAAUUCAUCGCCCAUCUUUUGACUGGUUCAUCCUCCCUUUUUUCCUUUUUUCUCCUCCCAUUCUCCUCCCUUCUCCCUAAGCUUGAUACGUUCCAGCUAUGCAUUAGUGCUAAAGUGCCUGUCUCUCAUAUUUCUCUCUGUCUCUCUUAAUCUCUUCCUCACCCUUCUGCUACCUUCACAGUAGUGCCCUGAAAGGAACCGGUAACAGACAUUUGGCUCAGUGACAUUAAGCGUCUAUUUUUACUCAAAGGGUGGGGCAGUUCUGUGAUGGUGUCCUGCGGUAACUUACCUCAGCUGGCACGCACGGAUGCUAGCUGACCUGAUCUACACUGGACUAUACCAAUGACAGUCUCAAAUGGGGCUGUGUAAAGGUUAUUAUUUGAAAAUCCUCCCUAUUCGCUGUAUCACAGUGACACCCAUUGCUGGCCAACAGUGGUAAAUAAACACAUGAGUUUUAUAAACAUGAUCCUGAAUGUAGGCUAUUGCUUUCAUAUUUUUUUUUUUAUCUCAUCUUUUAGGAGUAUUUUAUUUUUGUUUUUGUUAUGAUGAAUAUGUCCAUUAAAGAUUUCGUUUUUUUUUUUUUUUUAAAGAUCCCAUGAAAUCAAAAUUGGAGUUUUGUGGCUUUUAAUCCAUGUCUGUGAGCUUUGAGGUGAUUUAUAUGCUAGUGUACUCCUAAAAGCUGACAAAGCAGCUUUUAUCAGAUUUAAAUUUAAAGUCUUUCGCUUCCAGGAAAGCUACAAAAAAUGUGAUGACUCAUCCUGCACUACACAAAUUUCUUUCUUUAAAUCAGAUUUUUUUGUCCAAUAAGUGUCCCUCCCCCUAAUACUACCUGCCCCCAACUAGCAAGUAGCAAAUCAUGGUUUGUGUAACAUAACCAGGGCCUAUUGGCUAUUUGUUUUUAAGUGAUGAGCCCUUGAUAUGUCCCAUCCUAACUUCCUGUUUCAGUAGGAAAUACUUCAACACAGAAAAGACAAGUGAGCUGGUCAAAGGGAUUACAUUUCAUGUAAUGUAAGGGAGAAGACAUAUUUUGCCCUUUCUUCAGCCUCUGAAAGACCUCAGGGAUUAAGAGUUAUUAUAAUGAAUGCAUGAGUGCCUCAAUAUUAAUGCUUUUCAGUGUUUGACGUUAUGUGUUCGUGCUUAGUGUACAUGUAUUCUAAUAGUGCAUUUGUUCCAUCCUCUUAAAUGAACUGGUUCAGUAUGCUCUGGUCCUAUCAUAUGAUUGCUUGGAUGCAGAACAUAACAAAUGGUGUUUAUUGGAUCCAGAUUGAGCCGGUCUAACAGACAAUCAGUCUUGCUGCAUUAGAAAGCUGAGGUGGAAAUAACCAGUCUUAUUCUGUGAGGACCCUGACACAAUAGCUAUAAACUAAUACAGAACAGGCCGCAAUACAAAUAAAUGUUGAACAUAACCGGGUGCUCAUUGUAGCAGGAGGGAAAUGCACACAGUGUUCAUUCAAAUUCAUUCAAAUAAUGCCCAAGCUUAACUGUGCUAUAAUAUGCAGUUAAUUUCAACAUUCAGACACUAAGUUGCCGAAAUCAUAAAUACGUCAAUCCAAAGAACAAGUCUGAAGUUGUGUCCUCAGGAGACCUUGUUUAAAAUACAUUCAGAACACAGAAUAGUCAUAUUGAAACAAUUUCUGUCUCAUUAGUCCACAAAACCGCUUGAAGUCUUUAAGAGGUUGAAGUCACAAGGCAAACAAUGCCGUCCUUCACUAAUGCAGUUUACAGUGGCAGUUCUGGCUUACUUGGUGCCCUAGGCGAGAUCCUACGUGGCACCCUCCCUUAACGCCCCUUUUAUAUAUAAAUAAAUGGCACAUUCUAUUAACAUUGACAUUAUACAGUAUAUACAAUACAUAACUUAAAUUGCACAAUUAAAUUAUAGAGUCAAUAAACAAAGUAUAUGGCAGAAUUCUUACAAAUUGCUGCUACUCUGUGCUAUUACACCUAAUCCCUCAUUUAAAAUGUAACCCUCCCCUCCUAGUUUUCAUUGAUGCAUAAUCAUCAAUGAUUUUGUCAUAUCUGCCCAGCAAUCACAUGGUUGAUACUAAUUAUUGCAAGACCACUAAGAAGAUCCUGUGUCAGCCUGGGUAGCUCAGCAAGUAAAGACGCUGACUAUCACACCUGGAGUCGCAAGUUCGAAUCCAGGGCGUGCUGAGUGACAUCAGACAGGUUUCCUAAGCAUCCAAUUGGCCCGGUUGCUAGGGUGGGUAGAGUCAUGUUGGGGUAACCUCCACAUGGUCGCUAUAAUAUGGUUCUCGCUCUCGGUGGGGCAUGUGGUGAGGUGUGCGUGGAUGCUGUGGUGAAUACUGUGAAGCCUCCACACGCUAUGUCUCUGUGGUAACGUGCUCAACAAGCCACAAUAUAAGAUGUGUGGAUUGACUGCCGCGGAGGCAACUGAUAUUUGUCCUCCACCACCUGGAUUGAGGCAAGUCACUACGCUACCAUGAGGACUUAAAGUGCAUUGGGAAUUGGGCAUUCCAAAUUGGGGAGAAAAGGGGAGAAAAUCCCUGUGUCAUGGUGUAGCCUAACUAUAGGCCUACUGUUUAUCAUGGUUAUCUUAUGUUUGUUCAAAAUGUAAGAAUACAUUAUGAACAUCCAUAAUUCUAAACAUAUCGAGCCUUUAUGGCUGAGUAGCCUGUCGGGCACCUUUCUCCAAUCAUGAUCUUGCAAGCUGUGUGGGGGCAGGGUGGCACGAUUUGGGGCACCUAUCUCCCAUCGUGAUUUUGGGAGCUCUGUGCGGGGGCAGCCUGGCAGGUACCCUGUUAUGUUGCCCCAGAGAGCAUUGCCGCCCUAGGCGCCUGUCUAUAUCGCCUAUGCCAGGACCUGCUACUGGCAGUUUAUUAACACUAAGAGGACCAUGUGAAUAGUGCCACCAGUUCAUUCAAAAUUGGCAGAUUGAGCGAGGACAGUUUUGUAGGCUUUGCUACUGUUUUGUCAUUUUGUCAACUUUACUAAAUAUAUACUAAUGCAUUCUGUGUAUGGUUCCUGUUGACAGGGAUUGUGAACAAUGACAAUGCUUAUUAUUAUUUUAUUUUUUUGCCUGUGAUGUUUUCAUGCUGCUUAUAAAAAGGGCAGACAAGCCAGUGUUUAUAUUGUUUGUUAUGUCUAUUUUGUUUCUCUGUUCAAAAAAUUAUAAAAAUGAUAUAUAAACUGGAUAUUGCUGAAAUAUGGAGUAAAAUAGAAAAAUAAAAACUUAAAUAUU
Messenger RNA from Myxocyprinus asiaticus (Chinese sucker), 8347 nucleotides. Its product is annotated as insulin receptor substrate 1-B. NCBI's taxonomy places the organism in Eukaryota, Metazoa, Chordata, Actinopteri, Cypriniformes, Catostomidae. The transcript is spliced from 4 exons. Gene Ontology annotation, cellular component: cytosol; plasma membrane. Gene Ontology annotation, biological process: insulin receptor signaling pathway. The record is from RefSeq and is a predicted model, not a curated record. The coding region runs from base 378 to 4421 and encodes 1347 amino acids. Gene Ontology annotation, molecular function: phosphatidylinositol 3-kinase binding; insulin receptor binding.